AUGCUGGCCAAAUCUAUUGCCAUGUCCGCCCUGAUCGUCAUGACCCAUGGCCACAUCAUUAUGACCAACCCCGUACCCUUCAGCAAAGCCAAGCUCUCCCAGGCCCCUCUAGACGAUAACGGCUCCAACUUCCCUUGCAAGAACGGCGGAGGGUUUGAUGCCUACGAGUUGCAAGGUGCGAGCAACGUUUACGCACAGGGGAGCAAGCAGACCAUGAAGUUUAAAGGAACAGCUGUCCACGGCGGUGGUUCCUGCCAAGUCUCCGUCACCACCGAUCUCAAGCCCACAAAAACUUCUGUUUGGAAGGUGAUCAAGUCCUUUGAAGGAGGAUGCCCUGCCAAGGACCAAGUGGGCAAUAUGCCUGUGACUCCGAGCGCAGAGUAUCCGAUCCCCGAGGGCUACGAUUUCACCAUUCCCAAGGAGCUUUCUGCCGGCAACUACACUCUUGCCUGGACCUGGUUCAACAGGGUCGGCAACCGCGAAAUGUACAUGAACUGUGCUCCCCUGACCGUCACUGGCUCCGCUGGCUCGCCGGACUUCAUGAGUGGUCUUCCUGACAUGUUUGUCGCCAACAUCAACACGUGCAAACUCAAGGAAGGCUCUGAUCUUGAGUUCCCCAACCCUGGCACCGACGUCGAGAAACAUCCGCUCAAGGUCGGGAGCGCGGAUCAACAAAAGCCGAUAAAACCUGCGUGUCCCGAUGUUCCGGGAGGAGGAGCCCCCAAAGCUGCCCCUAGCGGUGGGAGCGCUCCUGCGCCUAGCACAGCCAUGCCUGCCCAGCCUACGGCUUCAGCUCCUGGCGCCGGCUCUUCGAUCGGUACCCCUGGCGGCUUCGCCACUUCCGUCGGCUCCCAGCCGGCGCCCACUCCGGCGCCCACUCCGGCGGCCCCCGCUGGUAGCUCUGCUGGCGCUGGCAGCCAAGCACCUGCUCCCGCCGCCCCUUCCGCCGGCAGCCAAGCACCUGCUCCCGCCGCUCCUUCCGCCGGCAGCCAAGCACCAGCUCCCGCCACCCCUUCCGCCGGCCCCAGCCCCGGCGGCGGCGGCGGCCACCCGCCCAACACUGCCUGCACCGUCGAUGGUCAGUGGAACUGCAUCGGCGGCACGUCCUUUCAGCGCUGCGCCGCCGGCAUGUGGUCUGCCGUCCAACCCAUGGCGGCCGGUGUCUGCUGCCAGCCGGGCGAGUCUUCCGAUUUCAAGAUGUCAGCUGCCCCUCCGGCGGCAAAGCGCGCUUUGCGCCGCGCUGCUCGCGCUGAUGCUUGA
This is a messenger RNA of Cordyceps militaris CM01, 1260 nucleotides long. RefSeq lists its product as uncharacterized. The coding region runs from base 1 to 1260 and encodes 419 amino acids. The transcript has a single exon. The record is from RefSeq and is a predicted model, not a curated record. NCBI's taxonomy places the organism in Eukaryota, Fungi, Ascomycota, Sordariomycetes, Hypocreales, Cordycipitaceae.